AUGGGAUUCAACAAAGACUGUCUAUCACAGUCACAUCGCACUGGUAACUAUAUCUAUUGGAUACUACAUUACUUCACCCAAGAUGACCGUAACUCCGUCAGUCUCUGCAACAUAUUCAUAUGUCUAAUGUGCUGCAGCCUACGUACCCCCCGUACAGUCGGUGACCUCUUUGGGUUUUUCUUCUCUAUUGGUGAGAAUAUGAAUAAUGGUGGUAGUAGUUCCCCUAAGGUCGCUGAGGCCAUCAAAAAGUCAGCCGAGAAUAUACCAUGGAAUUCCGAUGGUUCCUGCUCCAUGACUGACGCUCUCAAAACCCUAGCUGGCAGCAAAAGUGACCAUAACGGUACCUCUCACCCCGCCGAUGCCACCCUCUACACCCUACAUUACAGCAAAUGCACAACUCCCCAAACCUGCGGUUCCUAUCUCGACCCACUUGCCUCGAACAUCUAUCCCAUCAUCUCAGCAUCCUUCGCUAUGUCCAAUCUAUCACGUAUUGUCUAUCUCGCAGAGGUUUUAUACGAUGGUCUAAAACAGUUACAGAAGGAUUUCCAAAAACUGAAGUGUAAGCAUCAUAAUAAACAAAGUUGCUCCGACGGUUGCCACGAGUCAAACAGUUGCCAAUGCUCUGUCGUCGAAUGCAGCGAAGUGCUUGGUCUCUUAUACAGCUACGGCCUCCAUUACUAUUAUCCAGGAGAGUUGCAUAGCGACGAUGACAAAAAACGCACCUGUAAACAAUUUGCCACUCAACUCCAAGCAGUCAUCAACAACCUAUUCGAACCACUCCUCUCAGCCAUCAACCUCUUCCUCCAUUCCAUCCGCCAACCCUUCCUCCUAUACCUCCUAACAUUCUGGCUUGUAGCCAUUAUGUACUUCACCUACUCACUAACAAUACCUCUAGACCUCUUCCAUAUCCGCUCACAUUUGAGACCCGCUUUGUCCCAUCAAAUAUCCGUGUUGGCGUUAUUAUCACACAGGGCAAUGUCACCAACAAAGGUUGGCUAUUUCACACCAUAA
Messenger RNA from Babesia sp. Xinjiang, 1011 nucleotides. RefSeq lists its product as uncharacterized. Lineage: Eukaryota; Apicomplexa; Aconoidasida; Piroplasmida; Babesiidae. The record is from RefSeq and is a predicted model, not a curated record. The transcript has a single exon. Bases 1 to 1011 code for a protein of 336 amino acids.